Molecule: messenger RNA, 2352 nt
Organism: Anopheles aquasalis
Lineage: Eukaryota; Metazoa; Arthropoda; Insecta; Diptera; Culicidae
Gene: pippin
Product: solute carrier family member pippin
Biological process (GO): transmembrane transport
Cellular component (GO): membrane
Molecular function (GO): transmembrane transporter activity
Source: RefSeq, a predicted model, not a curated record
ACAACCCACGGACGGCCUAGGGGAGGGUUCAGUCACGGCGAAUCUUUCGAUGAUAUUGAACCACGAGACGCGCCUGUGGUGCGUUUGGGGUGUGUGUGUUCUGGUGUCGGGUAUUCCCGUUGAAAACAGAUGCAAAUCCGCUACCUGGAGCAGAGCAAAAGUAGGCUGCUAGGGUCUCGUGCCAUUCCUUGUGCGACCCGGUCGCAUAGCAACCAGGAGGGACAUCCGGGAACAAGCAGUGCGUGUUCGGUUUCGGUGGAUGCGUGAGCAACGGAGAGCAUCAGGUGGCAUCAGUGAGAAAGUGUUGUUUGCGCGAAAAUGAAACUUCCAGAAAGCCACUACCCAACUUUGGAUGAUGAACGAGCGCCACCGGGGACACCAUCGCACUAUGAGGACCAGCACUAUCCAUCGGCACAUGAAGCGAUGAUAACGAAUGAUGAUUAUAGGCAGUCCGCUGGCAUCAGCCCAUACGAAAAGAAACUCCUCCUGGAAAUCGAAAGCAAACCGGAAAAACGAGAAAAUGAAGCCAAACUCAACGGUGAGGGACACGAGGGACCAGCAAACCCACCUCUAUCGGAAGCUGUAUCCUCGUCCACGAUGGGCGGUGUGUUUCAUCAGCUACUGCUUACAUCUGCGGUGCUGCUGCUGGCGGCAGCCUGCGGUAUGCCAAUAGGAUACUCGGCCGUCCUAUUGCCGCAGCUAUACGAUACCAACGAAUCUCUGGCCAUCGACAUCGAGAUGGGUUCAUGGAUCGGUAAGUUCCACACCACUAAACCAACGCGCAUUGUAUCCAUUAACGAUAGUUUUCCCUUCGGUUCCGUUACAGCUAGUGUUCAUAGUUUAGCCACACCGAUCGGAUCGUUCGCUUCCGGUCCGAUUAUGGACCGGUGGGGCCGUCGACCGGCGCUCCUGCUAGCCAUUAUACCGCUCUUCGCGGGAUGGGUUCUACUGGCCACGGCGUCAUCCCACGUUCUGCUGCUGCUAGGACGAAUGGUGGCUGGUGUGUCGGUCGGAUUGAUAGCCGCUCCAGCACAGGUACUGCUGGCGGAGAUAGCGGAACCACGACUUCGUGGGCUACUGAUUGGGGCCCCAUUUGUCGCCUACUCCUUGGGUAUCCUGCUGGUGUACGCACUCGGUAGCCAGCUGCACUGGCGUGCAGUUGCCUGGGGUGGUACCGUUCUACCGGCACUAUCCUUCGUGGCACUCUACUUCGCUCCGGAAUCCCCGACAUGGUUAGCUCGCAACAGCCAACAGGAUCGGGCAUCGAAAGCCCUCACCUGGUUGCGUGGCUGCCCGAUAGCAGCAAAGAAGGAACUACAGAAGCUAACGGAACGGUUCGAGCAGGAACAGGAACAGGAAAGGCUCGAUGGGUCCCCACAAAGCUUCUGGCAUUCGCUAAAAGAGAUCGCGCUCAUUAAACCACUCGUCAUCAUAAACGGAUUCCACGCGCUACAGAUCCUGUCCGGUACCUAUCUGGUCGUGUUCUACGCGGUCGAUCUUAUCUCCGACCUCGGUGGCAGUGAUAUCAACACCAUUCAGGCGGCCGUCCUGACGGCGAUCGUUCGGCUUGCCUUCACGUUCCUCUACUGCUUCUUGCUGCUGCUAAUGCCCCGCCGUUCGAUGGUUUGCAUCAGUGGGCUCAUUUCCGGUGCGAGCUGCAUCGCGAUCGCGAUAUUUAUGUACGUUCGCAGCGGAGAAGCAUCGGCGCCGUACGACACGUACAUUGCGGCAACGCUCAUCCUGAUCUACAUCGGAUCCAACACCGGGUUCCUCACGAUGCCCGGCAUCAUGAUUGGGGAGCUGCUGCCGGCCAAGAUUCGGGGCCAAAUAGCGGGCUACCUGUUCACCGUGUUUAACCUGCUGCUGUUCGGUGUGGCAAAGGGUUUCCCGUUCGCGAAAGCGGUCCUCAAAACACAGGGACUGUUUGUAAUGUUCGGUGUGGCUUCGUUCGGUGCAUCGCUACUCAUGUACCUGUUGCUACCCGAAACGAAGGGCCGUACGCUGCACGAUAUCGAGGAUUACUUUGGCCAGCGGAAUUGGCUGUGGAUGAAUAGGCAGCGGAAGGAAACGACACCCAACGCGCCUCGUUCCGAAGAUGCGGAGGGGCAGCCGCUAAAAGCCAUCGUCCCAUCGACGUAACACACGUUAGUUUCCAGCUUCCGCCUACCGACUGCGGGUUCACGAUCCGAUUCCCGGUGGGUCGAGGAAUGUAGACAAAACUUUAUGUGAUAUUUUGUAAUGCCCCCCUCUAGUAAGUGUACUUUUAAUUUAUCAAGCCCCAGUGUACGUACCCCCCAUAGUCUUGCCACGAUAUUCCUGAAUGAAUAUAUACACCGUUUUCCCUCGCGAGAA